Messenger RNA from Nothoprocta perdicaria, 2765 nucleotides. Its product is annotated as phosphofurin acidic cluster sorting protein 1-like. Gene Ontology annotation, biological process: protein localization to plasma membrane. Gene Ontology annotation, molecular function: transmembrane transporter binding. The record is from RefSeq and is a predicted model, not a curated record. Bases 1 to 2577 code for a protein of 858 amino acids. The transcript has 23 exons. NCBI's taxonomy places the organism in Eukaryota, Metazoa, Chordata, Aves, Tinamiformes, Tinamidae.
AUGGUGGUACCUGAAUGCAUCCCCUUCUCUCUGUCUUACAGGCUCUGCAGUCUGCGCCUGAAGAAGCUCACGGUGCUGAAAGAGCUGGACAAGGAGCUGAGCUCCGUGCUCAUCGCUGUGAAGAUCCAGGGUUCCAAGCGAGUGCUGAGAUCCAACGAAUAUGUCCUCCCACCAGGCGGCCUGAUGGAGACAGAGCUGGAGCUGACGUUCUCGCUGCAGUACCCACACUUYCUCAAGAGAGAUGGCAAUAAACUGCAGAUCAUGCUGCAGCGGAGGAAGAGGUACAAGAACCGCACAAUCCUGGGCUACAAGACCCUUGCAGUGGGCAUCAUCAACAUGGCUGAGGUGAUGCAGCACCCAACUGAUGGAGGGCAGCUGCUGGGCCUCCACAGCAACAUGAAAGACGUGAACAUCCGGGUGGCYGAAAUCAGCAUCUAUUCUCUGUCUAGCCAGCCCAUUGAUCAUGAGGAUGGGAGCGUCCCUUCUGGUCCUAAAAUCAAAGCUUCAGAUCGCUCCCCAGACAUCGAUAACUACUCUGAAGAAGAGGAUGAUAGUUUCUCCUCAGAGCAGGAAGCCAGUGAUGAUGCUGUACAGGGCCAGGAUCUUUUUGAUGAAGAGGACGACUUGAGAAAAACCAAGAAGGCCCGGAGGAAAAUGAUCCGAACCACCUCUAUGACCCGACAACCAAACUUUAAGCAGAAAUUUGUGGCUUUGCUUAAGAGGUUUAAAGUGACAGAGGAGGUCCUAGACUCUGACCCUGUGGACCAGACUCAAGAGGUAGAGGAAGACCUGGGCUUGCUCUAUGACAGCCUGGAGGAAUGCAAUAACAGUGACAGUGGCCCAGAGAUUGAGGACAACGAGAGUGUGCACAGCACACCUAAGCCCACCUUGAGGCGUUUCUUUGAGGGAGUCUCUCAUUCUGGUUCCCAGACUGAGAUCGGCAGUCUGCACAGCCAGAAAGGGCAGGAGCGAGAUUCGGGCAGCCCUGGCGAGGCGGACAAGUGGAAGCCGGGAGCGCUGCGCGUGCAGGAGGAGCCGGGAACGGAGGUGCCCGCGGUGGAGCUGACCACGGAGGAGCCCUGUCCCCGGCUGCCCCCCCCAGAGGUUGUGCCACGCGAGGGCAGCACAGACAGGCUGGGCCCCGGCGUCAAAGCUGAGCUGCCCGGCGCCGUGUCACCCAGCAAAACGGAGAGCAAGCAGCUGUGGCGGCCCCGCAGCACCUCUGUGAAAGACCGGCAGAGUUCAAAGGGACAGGGCGGCCGCACCAGCAGCCUGGACAGCGAGAGCUCUCCUGACUCGUGGCACAGCACCCAGGUGCCCCGCAAGUCUGUUUAUGAUCAGCUGAACCAGAUCCUGGUUUCAGAUGAGCAGCUGCCAGAGAGCAUUGUGCUGGUGAACGUCUCUGAGUGGCAAGGGCAGUACGUGAGCGAGCAGCUCCAGGCCCACAAGCAGCUGGUCAUCGCAACCUGCUCCGUGGCAGACAUCCAGGCAGCCUUCAACACCACCGUUGCCCGCAUCCAACGAUACUGUAACUGUAACUCCCACAUGCCUCCCCCAGUGAAGGUAGUCGUGGCGGGGGACCAGAGCUACCUGAGCGUCGUCCUCCGCUUCUUCGUGGAGCAGCUGGCCAGCAAGACGCCGGACUGGCUCAACUACCUCCGCUUCCUCCUUGUGCCCCUGGGCUCUCACCCUCUUGCCAAGUACCUGGCCUCAGUAGAUAACAAAUACAGCACCCUGUUCCUGGACACGGCGUGGCGGGAGCUGUUCAGCCGCGCCGAGCCGCCGAGCGCAGACACGGUGGACAUCGCCGGCCGCGUCGCACAGUUCAUCGCCGGGGCCAGCCUCUCGCACCAGCUGCCCAUCUCCGAGGCCAUGCUGACCUACAAGCAGAAGAGCCCUGACGAGGACUCGUGCCAGAAGUUUGUGCCCUUUGUGGGGGUGGUGAAGGUGGGCUUGGUGGAGCAGUCCUUCAGUGCCUCCGUGGAUUCAGACGACGCCACAAUCUGCACCCCGUCCCUGCUGAGCUCGACGCCAGCCACCGGCGGAGCAGUCCCCUAUGGCAAGGAGACCGUGGGCACCCCGCCGCCCUCGCCCUCUGUCAGCAGCGGCCUCUCGGGUGCUGGGUCCCUGAGCCCCAGCGUGGAGGUGAUGGGACUGCAAGUGGACUACUGGACAACCCAAGGGGCAGACAGGAAAAAGGAGGGCGAGAAGCGGGAGACAGGCAUCAAGAACACCCUCAAGAGCAACUUCCGCUCGCUUCAGGUCAGCCGCAUCCCCAGCACCGGGGAGCUGCUGCCACCCAGCACCAUGGCCAUGACUGUGGUCACCAAGGAGAAGAAUAAGAAAGUGAUGUUCCUGAGCAAGAAACCAAAGGAGAAGGACCUGGAGCCCAAAAGCCAAGUCAUUGAAGGGAUCACACGCCUCAUCUGUACAGCCAAGCACCAGAACACCAUGUUGAGAGUCUCCAUAGAUGGGGUGGAGUGGAAUGAUGUCAAGUUUUUCCAGCUGGCGGCACAGUGGCCAACGCACGUCAAGUACUUCCCUGUGGGCAUCUUUGGCUACUCAAAGAACGUGUGAGGCUCACGGCAGCCYGGGGAGCAAGCGGCAGAGGGAUGCAGGAGGAACUGGAGAGAUGGAUGUGAUUCUGUCCCCUCUUUUCUGCUGGGCAGCACUGCGGGGGGGCUGCAGCCCAGCCCCUGCCUGCUCUGCAGAGGGAGAUACCUCCUGCCCUGCUGCUCCUAGAGCAAAACCUGCGGAGGGGAGCC